Molecule: messenger RNA, 3160 nt
Organism: Oncorhynchus tshawytscha (Chinook salmon)
Lineage: Eukaryota; Metazoa; Chordata; Actinopteri; Salmoniformes; Salmonidae
Gene: isoc1
Product: isochorismatase domain containing 1
Exons: 5
Coding region: 91-942 (283 amino acids)
Cellular component (GO): cytoplasm
Source: RefSeq, a predicted model, not a curated record
ACCGAUCGCUUUUCCAGAUUCUGCACAGUUGCGCCCUCUCUGAAUGACCCACGCGUCUGUACGCAUUCAGACGACACAGCUCCUGGAAUCAUGGCGGACGGUCACAGCAACAACAAUCACGUCCCUGUUUUGCUUUCAUUUUCGGCGUUUUCGCGGCCGUCCUCUGUGCCUGUUGGUUCUGGAUAUGAAGUGCUCAUUCAAAAGUUUUUGUCAAUCUACGGACGCCAGAUUGACCUCCAUCGUAAAUUCAUGAUUCAAUUGUAUUCGGACGAGUGGGCACAGUACAUUGAUUUGCCGAAAGGAUUCAUCAUAUCUGAGAAAUGCAAGCUACGAUUUGUACCUUUGGAAACGGAUGUGACAGUACUGGGGAACCUGAUCCCUGCCACCACGGUUUUCUUCUGCUGUGACAUGCAGGAAAGAUUCCGCCCAGCUAUCAAGUACUUCGGUGACAUCAUCAGUGUGGGACAGAGACUGCUUCAGGGGGCUCGUAUCCUGGGGAUCCCCGUCAUCGUGUCGGAGCAGUACCCCAAAGGCCUGGGUAGCACGGUGCAGGAGAUGGACCUUACUGGAGCCAGGCUGGUGUUCCCUAAGACCAAGUUCUCCAUGGUGCUGCCUGAGGCUGAGGCAGCCCUGGCCGACCUGCCGGGGGUCCGCAGCGUGGUGCUGUUCGGGGUGGAGACCCAUGUGUGCAUCCAGCAGACAGCCCUAGACCUGCUAGCGAGGGGUUUCGAGGUGCACAUGGUGGCAGACUCCACCUCAUCCCGUAGCAUGAUGGACAGAAUGUUUGCACUGGAGCGAAUGGCUCGCACCGGGAUCAUUGUCACCACCAGUGAGUCUGUCCUCCUCCAGCUGGUAGGCGACAAGGAGCACCCGAAAUUCAAGGAGAUCCAGAAUAUCAUCAAGGCCAGCGCCCCCGAGUCUGGCUUGCUUUCUAAGGUCUAGACUAGGCCACACAUGGUCAAAAAGGAAAAGGUAGAAUGUGUCCUUAUCCACUUAUCCCAGAUACAGCUCGGGGUGGCAGGGUAGCCUAGUGGUUAGAGCAUUGGACUAGUAACCGAAAGGUUGCAAGUUCAAAUCCCCGAGCUGACAAAGUACAAAUCUGUCGUUAUGCCCCUGAACAGGCAGUUAACCUACUGUUCCUAGGCCGUCAUUGAAAAUAAGAAUUUGUUCUUAACUGACUUGCCUAGGAAAAUAAAGGUAAAAUAAAUAAUUUUACCUUUAUUUAUUUAUGUUUAUAUUCUUGUAGUGGAUAAGGAUAGAACGUUUAGGUGUAGAGUAGCCUGAUCCUAGAUCUGUGGUUAAAUUAGUAUGUAAUGGUUAAGGUUAGGAUUGAGGGUAGGGAUAUCUGUGGUUAAAUUAGUAUGUCAUGGUUAAGGUUAGGAUUGAAGGGUAGGGAUAUCUGUGGUUAAAUUAGUAUGUCAUGGUUAAGGUUAGGAUUGAAGGGUAGGGAUAUCUGUGGUUAAAUUAGUAUGUCAUGGUUAAGGUUAGGAUUGAAGGGUAGGGAUAUCUGUGGUUAAAUUAGUAUGUCAUGGUUAAGGUUAGGAUUGAAGGGUAGGGAUAUCUGUGGUUAAAUUAGUAUGUCAUGGUUAAGGUUAGGAUUGAAGGGUAGGGAUAUCUGUGGUUAAAUUAGUAUGUCAUGGUUAAGGUUAGGAUUGAAGGGUAGGGAUAUCUGUGGUUAGGGACAACUUCUACCAUCAAGCAGUGGCAGAGAACCAAGAGGAAUCGAGAGGUUUAAAGUGGCAAUCUGCAGUUGCUUAAUAUAUUUUUGGAGUUAUAAUUGAAUUAUAUGUACCCAUUGAUUCUUGAAGAAUAUAACUUGGAAAUGCCUCAUGACCUUAGUUCAGCUGUCACAGUCCAUGAGAACCCAAAAUAUAAUCGUAUUUUAUUCCAAUGUUUGUAAACAACAAUAUAUAUAUUGCAUCCAUAGCUUUGUCUAUGGAUUUGAGUGGUUACAUUUCACCAGCCCCUCCCUUAUCUUUUUUUCUGCUGAUUUGAUGCUUUAAGGUGAAUUGGGGGAUGGACCAGUUUUCUUUCCGUCCUGGUCUGGGAAGGGGAUGGGCCAGUUUUCUUUUCGUCCUGGUCUGGGAAGGGGAUGGACCAGUUUUCUUUCCGUCCUGGUCUGGGAAGGGGAUGGACCAGUUUUCUUUCCGUCCUGGUCUGGGAAGGGGAUGGACCAGUUUUCUUUCCGUCCUGGUCUGGGAAGGGGAUGGACCAGUUUUCUUUCCGUCCUGGUCUGGGAAGGGGAUGGACCAGUUUUCUUUCCGUCCUGGUCUGGGAAGGGGAUGGACCAGUUUUCUUUCCGUCCUGGUCUGGGAAGGGGAUGGACCAGUUUUCUUUCCGUCCUGGUCUGGGAAGGGGAUGGACCAGUUUUCUUUCAGUCCUGGUCUGGGAAGGGGAUGGACCAGUUUUCUUUCCGUCCUGGUCUGGGAAGGGGAUGGACCAGUUUUCUUUCCGUCCUGGUCUGGGAAGGGGAUGGACCAGUUUUCUUUCAGUCCUGGUCUGGGAAGGGGAUGGACCAGUUUUCUUUCCGUCCUGGUCUGGGAAGGGGAUGGGACAGUUUUUUUUCAGUCCUGGUCUGGGAAGGGGAUGGACCAGUUUUCUUUCAGUCCUGGUCUGGGAAGGGGAUGGACCAGUUUUCUUUCAGUCCUGGUCUGGGAAGGGGAUGGGACAGUUUUUUUCAGUCCUGGUCUGGGAAGGGGAUGGGACAGUUUUUUUCAGUCCUGGUCUGGGAAGGGGAUGGGCCAGUUUUUUUCAGUCCUGGUCUGGGAAGGGGAUGGGACAGUUUUCUUUCGGUCCUGGUCUGGGAAGCUCAUUGCGUAUGCAGCAUUUCACUCCAGCUGGAGUAAAUAUUGUGAAAAUCCAACCUUGUUGUCGGGAAGGACUUGUCUGGAACUGGAUGUGCUCAUUGAGGUGAUGUCGUAGGACCACUCCAUUUCCACUGACCAGUUUCAUGUGGGUUUGAUAAACACCGGGUCUCAGACUAGGUUUGGGAAACCUUGGCUGGGCUUAUUUGUGUACCAAUGAUAUUUAUGCACUGAGCGUUCCAGCCUGCCCGAGCACAUGGGUGAUUUAAGUGCUUGCUUCAUGUGACUGGUAUAUUGUAUGUGAGUCAGGGUAUGAUGUAGGAAAAAUGAAUAAAUAUGAUAUAUUUCCUAAUGUA